AUGGCGCAGACCACUCGUUCCUCAUCCCACGACGCCUACGAUGCCCGCCCAAGGGACAACGAUCCCCGCCCGGCCGCGGUGGAUGACUACUUCAAAGCACAUCUCCAUGCAGCAAGCUACAACGAUAGCUUAGAAGUAAUCCGCAACAACUCUCUGAUCGCAGGUCUCCCGGACAUAGCCUGUUCCUCAUCGCAAGCAAAACUACUCAUGCUUCAGGCCCGUAUGUGCAAUGCAAAGCGUAUCCUUGAGGUAGGCACACUGGGCGGGUACAGCGCCGCGUGGUUUGCGACGACUAGUCUCGAGACUAAAGUGACUACUAUCGAGUUGGAUAGUCAUUACGCCGAGGUAGCGCGGCAAAAUCUCGAGAAAGCUGGGUUGAUCGAGAAAGUUGAGAUCUUGCAAGGAUUGGCAGUUGAUGUUCUCCGGGGUAUCGAGGAACAGGUUCAGAGAGGAGAGAGGGAGAAGUUUGAUUUCGUGUUUAUUGAUGCGAAUAAGCAGGACAAUCUGGCUUAUUUCAAUGCCGCGAUGGGUAUUACCAGGGAUAGGGCGGUUAUCGUUGUUGAUAAUGUUGUGAGGAAUGGCAAGGUUUCGUCUGCCGAUGAAGCUGAGAAAGAUGAUCGCAUCAAGGGAACAAGGGAGCUGGUUGAGGCAGUUGGGAAGUUGGACACAGUUGACGCAACAGCAAUCCAGACGGUGGGAGAGAAGAACUAUGAUGGAUUUCUGGUUGCAAUGAAGAAGUAA
Penicillium waksmanii is the source of this 741-nucleotide messenger RNA. Its product is annotated as O-methyltransferase. Bases 1 to 741 code for a protein of 246 amino acids. The transcript has a single exon. Lineage: Eukaryota; Fungi; Ascomycota; Eurotiomycetes; Eurotiales; Aspergillaceae. Gene Ontology annotation, molecular function: O-methyltransferase activity; S-adenosylmethionine-dependent methyltransferase activity. The record is from RefSeq and is a predicted model, not a curated record.